AGCAUUGACUAGUUUCAACAUAUCCUUGCUUGGAGAGAAUAUCGGAACUUGGACUACAUUUUUUUUAUUGAAUAACGUAUUCUGGAAAUCACCAUCUUAAGGAUAGGAUCGCUCCCACGUUGAUGAUGAUGGAUGCAAGAUUAUCGGUCUCUGCCUUCGUUCUCUCCUCGGUUUUCUUUCUUGUUCUCCCUCGUAACACGUAUGGAGACAUGAGCUACUCUGCUCCUGAGGAAGCGAAGCGUGGAUUUGUCAUUGGAAAUAUAGCCAAAGAUCUCGGACUGGAUGCGAAGAGAUUCUCUGAUCGCAAAGCUCGGUUGGAUAUGGAUGACAUCAGUCAACGUUAUUGUGACAUCAACCUCGCGGCUGGCAACCUUAUUGUGACGGAAAGAAUAGAUAGAGAGGAGCUGUGUGGUUCGAAGGUUACUUGUGCAUUAAAAUAUGAGCUUGUGCUUGAAAACCCUCUGGAGCUGCAUCGUAUUACUGUGCAAAUUCAAGACGUAAAUGACAAUUCACCUCGUUUCCCAAAUGAACGCAUUAAUCUAGAAAUAASGGAAUCGGCUGAUAAAGGMSYYCGUUUUCCCUUAGACGAAGCSCAUGAUGCAGACAUAGGAUUAAACACGGUGCAAAGCUAUACGCUCGACAGGAAUGAACAUUUUGUUUUGGCCGUUCAUACAAAUAGAGAUGGUGGGAAAUACAGUGAGUUGGUGUUAGAAAAAGAGCUGGAUCGAGAAAAGCAAGAGGAGGUGACGUUGUUACUUACUGCGGUUGAUGGUGGGACUCCACAGAGAUCUGGUACUGUAGUUAUACACGUUACAGUGUUGGAUGCUAACGACAAUAUUCCAGUGUUUACUCAGAACGUCUAUAAGGUCAGCCUACCUGAGAAUUCUCCAUUAGGUACCGUAGUAAGUACAGUGACUGCUAUUGAUGCAGACGAGGGACCUAAUGGCGAUGUGACCUAUGAACUUGGUCGUAUAAGUAACAAAGCAGGGAAGCUGUUUUUGAUUAACAAGACAACCGGAUAAAUAAAAGUGA
Molecule: messenger RNA, 1032 nt
Organism: Salvelinus sp. IW2-2015
Lineage: Eukaryota; Metazoa; Chordata; Actinopteri; Salmoniformes; Salmonidae
Product: protocadherin gamma-C3-like
Biological process (GO): homophilic cell-cell adhesion
Cellular component (GO): plasma membrane
Molecular function (GO): calcium ion binding
Source: RefSeq, a predicted model, not a curated record